Messenger RNA from Rotaria sp. Silwood2, 657 nucleotides. NCBI's taxonomy places the organism in Eukaryota, Metazoa, Rotifera, Eurotatoria, Philodinida, Philodinidae. The record is from the annotation of a GenBank genome assembly.
AUGGACUUUUUUCCUGCUCAUCGUAUUCGCGUUGCUAUUUCAAAUGGUAUGUUUCCAACAUAUUGGCCAUCUCCCUUUGCUAUGAACACAUCACUCUUUCUUAAUCCAUCAACUACUUUUAUUGACUUGCCUGUUAUUCCUCCUAUGUCAUCGACAUCAUCACCACCAUUGUUCACUCAACAACAAGUUCCACCUGGCGAUAUUCUAUCGGAAUCAUUUUCGGGCGGUAAACCUAGAGUCUAUCAAAAGCAUGAAACAAAUCUAUCUACACCAAUUAGUUUUGAACGACUUAGUUAUGAACUUUUACCUAAGAAUAUAUUCAUAUCGACUCUACUUGCGUGGAACUUUACUUGUUCUCACUUAGAUCCUGCUGAUGUGCAAUGGAAAGCACAAGCACGACAAUUCUAUGUCUAUAAUAUGCAUAAUUAUGUAUCGGUCAAUGAUAUACCUAUAAAAGAUGAUGAUAAAGGACUCUAUCCAAAUGUUGAUCUAUCAAAAAGACAACAUUUUGAGGUUCAUGUUAACUUGACUAUUUACUCUGAUAAAGAAUAUUUUUAUAUUUAUUUUAAUCGUCAACUUUUUAAAUUAAGUGGAAUGGAAGAUGAACUUCCAAUAACUUUUACAUUCAAUAGCAAACACAAAAGACAAUUUCAAUAA